CCAGCAAUAAAGUCUCUCUCCUUCCCGCUUCUCUCUUUCUGCUCCAUCAGACUCUCUCACUCCUCAAUCAAACUAAUCAAAACCCUCGUUUUACUCCAUCACUUCCUCUCCAGACCCGCCAUUUUCACCCACCUCCUACGCCAACUACAUUAUCUCUCUUUAUCUACGGACGCUGUUUUCUUAGCUACAUCGACGCCUUCCUUUCCGUGGAUCUUCACCGCAUUUCCUGGAUCUCUCCUGAAAGGAAGCCAUGCAGCAAUCUCUCACUUCGUUCCCUCUGUGCGAUGGAGAGGUUGGCCAGCGGCAGGUGCUUCACCGGAAACCUAGGAUCCUCUUACCAGUCUCCGAAGAGGCUAUGCAGCUCGAAUGUAUCGAUUGCUGACAAUGGUUUUGGGUUUUGGUUCGUCGAGGGAAGAUGCGAACUUCGAUGCUGCUGCUGCUCAUUGUCCUUCUUCACCAGCUCAGCUUUUUCGUUUGUUGUUUAGGGCAUCCAUUAGUGCACAUAUUCCUGUCUCCUUCUUUACAACCAACUCGGCCAUUAUCUGCUGCGGAAAUUAUAGCCAAACAUGCUAGUUCAGUUUCAAUGAGUAUGUCAUUUGUUCAAUCAAGGGCUCGCAAGAAACAUGUUACUAAUCCUGUGGCAUCAUCACCCAACCCUCGUCCUGCGCCUGCACCAAGUGAUAUAGCUUCUGCUCCUAGCCCUAGUAGUAACCUGUUUCCAAGGCGUCAUCGUGGUCACCAUCAUCUCCAUCACCAUCAUCGUGUAAGACCUCAUGUGGCUGCUCCAUCCCCUUCUGAACAAGGUUGUGACCAAAUUUGCGUGGAGCCUCUUACUUCAACUCCAUUUGGUUCGCCUUGUGGUUGUGUGUUUCCAAUGAAAGUUAGACUUCUUUUGGAUAUAGCACCUUUUGCUGUUUUUCCUGUAAUGAAUGAGCUAGAGAUUGAGGUUGCAGCUGGUACAUAUCUUGAACAAAGUCAAGUGAAAAUAAUGGGUGCUAGUGCUGACAGUCAAAAUCAAGGGAGAACUCUGGUGGACAUUAACUUGGUGCCACUUGGAGAGAAAUUUGAUAAUACGACUGCUGUACUGAUUUAUGAGAGAUUUUGGCAUAAAAAAGUACCAUUAAAUGUCACUCUUUUUGGUAGUUAUGAAGCAAUAUAUAUUAGUUAUCCAGGAAUUCCAUCUUCACCUCCAUAUGGGAGUUACAUUGGUACCGGUCCAAGUGGGAGUAUUGGAGAUCUCCCUCUCACAGCAAAUUUUGUCAACAAGAACUCGAGAAUGAACAUAAGAACCAUUGCUAUUAUUGCUUUGUCUGCCAUUGUGCUUGUAUUGAUUUUGAUUGGAGCUGUCUCUGUCCUCAUAAAGUGGAAGAAAUUUGGAAGACCGUCAAGUGCUGUUGGUCCUGCAUUUGCAUCUUCUAUAAACAAAAGAUCUGGCACAGGCUCUAUCUUAUCAAGUAGCAUUGAAAGCUCUACAUCCAUGUCCCUUAUUUCCACCAUGGGAACAUCUGUUCUGUCUGUUAAAACAUUUGCAUUUGCUGAGCUUGAGAAGGCAACAGAUAAAUUCAGCUCAAAGAGGAUUUUGGGUGAAGGAGGAUUUGGGCGUGUUUACCGUGGCACAGUAGAAGAUGGAACUGAAGUUGCUGUUAAGUUGCUGACUAGGGAUAAUCAGAAUAGAGACCGUGAAUUUAUUGCAGAAAUUGAGAUGCUAAGCCGAUUGCAUCAUCGCAACCUUGUGAAACUGAUUGGUAUAUGCAUUGAAGGACGGACACGUUGCUUGGUGUAUGAACUUGUUCAUAAUGGCAGCGUCGAGUCCCAUUUGCAUGGUGUUGACAAGAGCAAAGGACCUCUUGAUUGGGAUGCACGCAUGAAGAUUGCCCUUGGAGCUGCCAGGGGAUUAGCCUAUCUUCAUGAAGAUUCAAAUCCUCGAGUGAUUCACCGAGAUUUUAAGGCUAGUAAUGUUUUACUGGAGGGUGAUUUUACUCCAAAGGUUUCAGAUUUUGGGUUGGCAAGGGAAGCCACUGAAGGAAGUCAGCAUAUAUCUACUCGCGUCAUGGGAACUUUUGGGUAUGUUGCCCCCGAAUAUGCUAUGACAGGGCAUCUUCUUGUCAAGAGUGACGUAUACAGCUAUGGUGUAGUGCUACUUGAGCUUCUCUCAGGAAGAAAACCUGUAGACAUGUCGCAACCUCCAGGACAAGAAAACCUUGUAACUUGGGCACGGCCAUUGCUGACCAGUAGAGAAGGUGUAGAGAAGUUAGUGGAUCCUUCCUUGGCUGGCGGCUAUAAUUUUGACGACAUGGCCAAGGUGGCAGCAAUUGCUUCCAUGUGUGUGCAUCCUGAGGUAACGCAGAGACCCUUCAUGGGUGAAGUAGUCCAGGCACUGAAGCUGAUAUACAAUGAUACAGAUGAAAACUGCGGGGACUACUGUAGUCAAAAGGAGUCCUCUGGUCUGGACUCUGACUGUAAGGGUGAUCUUAUGCCUUCAGAUAGUAGCUGGUGGAAUGCCGGGGGUAUCACGCCUCGAUUAACUUAUGGGCAGGCCUCUUCAUUCAUUACAAUGGAGUACAGCUCCGGGCCACUUGAAGAAAUGGAAAACAGACCAUUUUCAGCUUCAAGUUUGGGCGGGGACCGGUUAGCUUUACCAAUUCGGCAUGGAAACAGGUCAGGUCCUUUGAGAACAAUUCGAAGUAAGCCAAACCUGUAUAGAUUGAGAGGGAGUAUGAGCGAGCAUGGUGGACUCCUUUCAAGACAGCUACGGAGUGAAAGGCUAUUGGGUUUGAGGUGUUACUGGUGUUUUUUUUGAACUGUACAGUUACAAAGAAUCAGCUGCAUUUCUGUAAGCGGUCAAUUGGUGUAGUCUAGGGUUUGGGGUUUCUGCCGUUUCCAGUUCACAGAGAGGGAAAGGGAAAGAAAGAGUAUUAAGUGGAAUUUAAUUAAAAGAAAAAAAAAAAAAAAGAGAAUCUCGAUUCAUUAAUUUGCAAAGUUGGAGUUGUGAGUGGAAUUGGUUUUAGUCUGUAAAAUUUUAUUCUUGUGGAUUAACUGUGUAUUAGUUAGUAGUUAACUCUUUCUUGUCUCCAUGUGAGGUUGGAAAUCUCUUCUAUGAUUUUAUGUUUAAUAUAAAAUUAGCAAUUCCAGCGUUCAAAGGA
This is a messenger RNA of Carica papaya (papaya), 3143 nucleotides long. RefSeq names its product Protein kinase superfamily protein (gene ALE2). The record is from RefSeq and is a predicted model, not a curated record. Gene Ontology annotation, molecular function: protein kinase activity; ATP binding. Gene Ontology annotation, biological process: protein phosphorylation. NCBI's taxonomy places the organism in Eukaryota, Viridiplantae, Streptophyta, Magnoliopsida, Brassicales, Caricaceae.